Spizellomyces punctatus DAOM BR117 is the source of this 578-nucleotide messenger RNA. RefSeq lists its product as uncharacterized. Bases 38 to 475 code for a protein of 145 amino acids. Gene Ontology annotation, molecular function: RNA binding; structural constituent of ribosome. The transcript is spliced from 3 exons. Lineage: Eukaryota; Fungi; Chytridiomycota; Chytridiomycetes; Spizellomycetales; Spizellomycetaceae. The record is from RefSeq and is a predicted model, not a curated record. Gene Ontology annotation, cellular component: cytosolic small ribosomal subunit; ribosome. Gene Ontology annotation, biological process: translation; ribosomal small subunit assembly.
ACCACGCAAGAUCAAAAGCACUUGGAUUUGCAACGCCAUGUCUACUGGAGGAGUCACUGUCAAAGACGUGAGCGCACACGACUUUAUCAAGGCGUAUGCGGCUUACCUCAAACGCACGGGAAAACUGGAAAUUCCCAAAUGGGUGGAUUUGGUCAAAACAGGUGCCUACAAGGAAUUAGCUCCCUAUGACCAGGACUGGUUUUACAUUCGUGCAGCCUCGGUUGCAAGACAUAUAUACAUCCGUCAGAGCGUGGGUACUGGUGCCCUCAAAAAGAAGUACUCUGGACGGCAAAAUAGAGGCAACCGCCCGCAUCACCAUGCCCACUCAUCAGGUUCCAUUGCACGAAAGGUGAUGCAAGCAUUGGAAGGGAUCAAAGUAUUGGAAAAGGAUGCGGCUGGGGGACGACGGAUCUCAACAGAUGGACAGAAGGACUUGGAUCGUAUUGCUGCGCAGAUUCGUAGAAGUGCUGAAUAGAGUAUGUAGAUAUUUAGACAUGUACACAAGCGUCCAUACUCUGGCAUACCAUUUGGGAUGCUGCAGGGAAUAAACUAUUGUGGUGGCCUUGCGGCCUUUGGAA